Molecule: messenger RNA, 1392 nt
Organism: Aspergillus chevalieri
Lineage: Eukaryota; Fungi; Ascomycota; Eurotiomycetes; Eurotiales; Aspergillaceae
Gene: egl3
Product: putative extracellular endoglucanase/cellulase
Exons: 4
Coding region: 1-1392 (463 amino acids)
Biological process (GO): glucan catabolic process
Cellular component (GO): extracellular region
Molecular function (GO): cellulose binding; hydrolase activity, hydrolyzing O-glycosyl compounds
Source: RefSeq, a predicted model, not a curated record
AUGAGGUUCACCAGCUUGAUGAUGGCCGCUAGCGCUAUGGGCCUGGUGCACGCAGCCACCAAGCGCGAUGCUUCCGCUAAGAAAUCCGGCUUUACCUGGGUCGGAGCCAACGAAUCCGGCGCCGAAUUCGGCGAGGACAACAUCCCCGGCAAGCUUGACAAAGACUACACCUUCCCCAACACAACCGCUAUCCAGACCCUCCGCGACUCCGGCAUGAACAUCUUCCGUGUGCCCUUCUUAAUGGAACGAUUGGUGCCGGAUGACAUGACUGGUGGUGUGAACGCGGCGUAUCUGAAGGAUUUGAGGAAGACGAUUCAGUUCAUUACGGAGAGCGGGGCAUAUGCGGUGCUGGAUCCGCAUAAUUAUGGGAGAUAUUCUGGGAAUAUUAUCACCAACACGGAUAACUUCAAGGCGUUUUGGAAGACCGUCGCUGGGGAGUUCUCGUCGAACGAGAAAGUUAUUUUCGACACCAACAACGAGUACCACGACAUGGACCAAUCCCUCGUCCUCAACCUUAACCAAGCCGCCAUCAACGGCAUCCGCUCUGCCGGCGCUAAAAACCAAUACAUUUUCAUCGAAGGCAAUGCCUACACCGGUGCCUGGAAAUGGACCGACAACAACGACAACCUCAAGUCCCUGACCGAUCCCCAAGACAAGCUUGUUUACCAGAUGCACCAAUACCUCGACUCGGACGGCUCCGGUACAUCUGAGACAUGUGUCAGCGAUACCAUAGGCAAGGAACGACUGCAGAGCGCGACGCAGUGGCUGAAGAAGAACAGCAAGAAGGGGUUUGUGGGUGAGUUCGCGGGUGGUGUGAAUGAGCAGUGUGAGAAGGCUGUUGAGGGGAUGUUGGAGUAUAUGAAUGAGAAUAGCGAUGUGUGGAUGGGCGCUGAGUGGUGGGCUGCUGGGCCUUGGUGGGGGGAUUAUAUGUAUAACUUAGAGCCGACAGAUGGGCAAGCAUACGGUGCUUAUCUGCCAAUUUUGAAGAAGUACUUUCCUUCUGAGGCUGGUGCUUCGUUGUCGGCUUCGUCUUCGACCUCGACCAAGGCUGUUCGCGUGCCCUUGGUCCGUCCUUCUUCUUCCGGCUCCGGCUCCGUCUCUGCGUCUGCGUCUGCGUCUGCUUCUGCCUCUCCGUCUGGCAAACCAAGCGGCGGUGCUCUGCCUCCUACCAUCCCAGUCUUUGUGCCUACUACAUUUGCCACUGUUGCUUCUGCGACCCCUUCAUCUCUUAUCGCGAGCAGCACUUCGAGCGUUGUCCCCUCCGCUAGCAGCUCUGGAGGCGUUGCGAACAAGUACGGACAGUGCGGCGGGAUUACUUGGACUGGGCCGAAGACUUGUGAGAGUGGGAGCUCUUGUAUUAAGCAGAAUGCUUAUUAUUCGCAGUGUCAGUGA